AUGUCACGAGAAGAGCUGUUGGUCUUGCGAAAGACCCUGAAAGACCUGCUGGACAGAGGAUUCAUCCGAGCGAGUAGCCCAGCGGCUGCCGCGCCGGUGCUGUUCCGCGACCGAUACCCACUGCCCCUCAUCGCGGAGACCCUGCAGAAUCUGGCCAAGGCUAAGUGGUUCACCAAGUUGGACGUGGUGGCCGCUUUCCAUAAGAUCCGCAUGGCUCCGGGACAUGAGGGAAAGACUGCAUUUCGCACGAGGUUUGGGCUCUACGAGUGGCUCGUGUGCCCUUUCGGCCUGAGCGGCGCCCCGGCAUCAUUCCAACGAUACAUGAACAGUGUAUUGCGCGAAUGGCUGGACGACUUUGUCACAGCGUACCUGGAUGAUGUACUGAUCUACUCGAGCGGUUCGAAGGCGGAUCAUGAGGCUAAGGUGCGACGAGUUCUCCAAGCACUCGCCGACGCUGGGCUGCACCUAGACCCAGCGAAGUGCGAGUUUUCGGUACAAGAGGUCAAAUACCUUGGCUUUCUGGGCUUCGCCAACUAUUACCGGAUCUUCAUCCCCGACUAUGCCAAGAUCACGCAGUCUCUGGAUGCCCUGCUUAAGAAAGGAACUGCCUUUCAUUGGGGACGAGCGGAGAACGAGGCGUUUCAGGAGCUGAAGCGACGAUUUUGCGAGUCACCGGUGCUCAAGCAGUGGGACCCGAGCCUCCCGACCUUUUUGGAGACGGAUUGCUCAGGCUACGCAUUGGGAGGCGUCCUGUCGCAGGAAGGCCCAGAUGGACGUCGACACGCAUGCGCCUUCUUCUCGAAGCGACUUUCGCCAGCGGAGUACAACUAUCCCAUUCACGACAAGGAGAUGCUUGCCAUCAUGAGAUGUCUCGACAACUGGAAGAACUUAGGAGCUGCGGCCCAUUUACAAUCCUUACCGACCACCGCAACCUGGACCGAAUUGUCCCAGUUCGACUUCAAGUUCGAGUAUCGACCGGGCAGCGAGGCCGUCGUGCCCGAUGCGUUGUCCCGCCGCGAACAAGACAAGCCACAGGGCAUCGACGACGAGCGGGAACAAGGAAGAAUGAUACAGUUGAUACCGGACAAGACAUUUACCCUGCCGGAGAUGAAGGUCUUCGAGGAAGCAGACCUUCAGCAACUCUGGGACGAAACGGCGGAGAAGGACUCGAUAUUCCGGGCAGCCUAUAAGGCAGUCCGCGAUCGCGAGCGUGUCUUCCCGCCCUGGCUGGGCCUGAAGAUUCAGAUUUCAGAAUGCGCGAUCGACGCAGGCCAAAGGCUGACAUUCAGAAACCGCAUCUGGUCGCAUGAUUCUGUUGCGGCCGGCCAUCCCGGCCGGGAAGAUCGACCCCGAAGUCAUUUGUCCAUGGACUUCAUCACAGACCUACCGCCUACGGGACCGAGCAAGGCAAGGUACCUGUGGGUGAUUGUGGACAGACUGACAAAGGCUGUGACCCUCGAGUGUCAUUAUAGGUUCCACGGGAUGCCACGCUCAAUUGUCAGCGACCGCGGAAGCAACUGGUUGAGCCGAUUUUGGAAGAGAUUCUGCCAGCUCUCGGGUAUAUCGCAGCGGCUCAGCACCGCGUAUCAUCCGCAAACCGAUGGGGGACCGGAGAGGAUGAACCAGGAGAUUGAGGCCUACCUGAGAGCCUACGUGUCGUACGUGCAGGACGACUGGGGAGAAUUGCUCCCUGCCGCGCAGCUGGCACUCAACAAUCGCGAAUCCGCAGCGACCAAGAUCAGCCCCUUCUUCGCUGAGCAUGGUUACCACGUCGAUCCCAUCAGCGUCGAAGAAUCGGAAGAGCCACCAAGGGAUAGAGAGGAAAGCAGAGCUGAUGGCCUACUCAGUCGCCUGCAGGAGGUCAAUGAGUACAUGCAAGCAGUGAUGGCCGCCUCACAGCAACAACAAGAAGAGGCAGCCAACGCAAAGCGACAGCCUGCGGAGCGGUUUGAAGUUGGUGACAAGGUGUGGCUCUCGAUGGCAAACUACAGAUCACCACGACCGUGCAAGAAGCUCGACUGGCUGCAUCACAAGUACACAGUCACGAAGGUAAUUAGUUCGCACGUCGUUGAACUCGAUGUUCGUGGUUCAAUUUACCCGCGAUUCCAUGUUGACCUUUGCGGAGGGCGCAUCAAGAUCCGGCUCCUGGCCAAAGGUAGAUGA
This is a messenger RNA of Hirsutella rhossiliensis, 2163 nucleotides long. Its product is annotated as reverse transcriptase (RNA-dependent DNA polymerase) domain-containing protein. The record is from RefSeq and is a predicted model, not a curated record. Bases 1 to 2163 code for a protein of 720 amino acids. Gene Ontology annotation, biological process: DNA integration. Gene Ontology annotation, molecular function: nucleic acid binding. The transcript is spliced from 8 exons. Lineage: Eukaryota; Fungi; Ascomycota; Sordariomycetes; Hypocreales; Ophiocordycipitaceae.